Balearica regulorum gibbericeps (East African grey crowned-crane) is the source of this 1236-nucleotide messenger RNA. Lineage: Eukaryota; Metazoa; Chordata; Aves; Gruiformes; Gruidae. The record is from RefSeq and is a predicted model, not a curated record.
GGAGCGUGUGGUCCUGGCUUCGCCUCGCCUCUGGAUGCGAUGAAAGGUCCCCGGGAGGAGAUUGUGUAUGUGCCCUGCAUCUACAGGAACACUGGGAGAAAGAAACCCGACUUUCUGGCCACCGUGGAUGUCAACCCGAAAUCUCCGCACUAUUGCCAGGUGAUCCACCGCCUGCCCAUGCCCAACCUGGGGGACGAGCUGCACCACUCGGGGUGGAACACCUGCAGCAGCUGCUUCGGGGAUGCCACCAAGAAGCGGAACCGCCUGAUCCUCCCCAGCUUAAUCUCCUCCCGCAUCUAUGUGGUGGACGUGGGAACUGACCUGCGAGCUCCCCGGCUUUUCAAGGUUGUCAACUCAGAGGAUGUCUUCUGGAAGUGCAACCUGGGCUACCCCCACACCUCCCACUGCCUGGGCAGCGGUGAAAUCAUGAUCAGCACCCUGGGAGACCCGGCUGGCAGCGGGAAAGGCGGCUUUAUUCUGCUGGACGGAGAGACCUUUGAGAUCAAGGGGAACUGGGAGAAAGGGGACAAGAUCCCCCCAAUGGGUUAUGACUUCUGGUACCAGCCACGCCAUAAUGUCCUGAUCAGCACUGAAUGGGGAAUCCCAAAAUGCCUGGGAUAUGGCUUCGACCCAAAUGAUCUGAAGAAAGGGCGCUACGGACGCCGCCUCAACGUGUGGGACUGGACCACUCACACCUACGUCCAGGCCAUCGACGUGGGCGAGGAUGCGGCCCCCCUGGAGAUCCGCUUCCUCCACAACCCCGACGCUGCCGAGGGCUACGUGGGUUGCACCAUCAGCAGCGCCAUCCACCGCUUCUACAAGACCGAGAAAGGAGACUGGGCAGCCGAGAAGGUGAUCCAAGUCCCCAGCAAGAAGGUGGAGGGAUGGCUCCUCCCGGACAUGCCAGGCUUCAUCACCGACAUCCUCAUCUCGCUGGACGACAGGUUCCUGUAUUUCAGCAACCGAGACUCCCGCCAGUAUGACAUCUCCGACACCCGCAAGCCCAAGCUGGUGGGACAGGUCUUUGUGGGUGGCAGCAUCACCAAGGGAGGACCCGUGAUGGUGUGCAGGGAUGAAGAGCUGCAGAGCCAGCCAGACCCGUUUUUCAUCAAGGGGAAGAGGGUGCCGGGGGGACCCCAGAUGAUCCAGCUCAGCUUGGACGGGAAGAGGCUGUACGUCACCACGUCCCUCUACAGCGCCUGGGACAGGCAGUUCUACCCCGACCUCAUCAAGUAA